ACGAUGGGCUUCUGGACACUGUUAAAAGGUCUGCUGCUCUUUGCAAAUGCACUGGCGAUCCUCAACGAAGACCGUUUCCUUGUUCCAAGAGGAUGGACGCUAGUAGACCUCCACCAUACCGGUAGAAGAAACUCUCCCAAAGGCCAAAUCAUCGGUCUUAUCCAUGCCUGCCAGUACAUGAGACUCCCACUCAUGCUCAUUAACACAGCAGUCAUCGUAAUGAAGCUCAUCUUCAGUUGAAGAACUUUUUGUAGAUGAAGAUAAAACUAUAUUGUGUUCUUUUAACUCAUCGUGAUUAGUUACAAAUCUAUUAUUGAAUAUGUAGGAAGUGGAAUUUGUUUA
Camelina sativa (false flax) is the source of this 342-nucleotide messenger RNA. NCBI's taxonomy places the organism in Eukaryota, Viridiplantae, Streptophyta, Magnoliopsida, Brassicales, Brassicaceae. The record is from RefSeq and is a predicted model, not a curated record.